Molecule: messenger RNA, 1684 nt
Organism: Nicotiana tabacum (common tobacco)
Lineage: Eukaryota; Viridiplantae; Streptophyta; Magnoliopsida; Solanales; Solanaceae
Source: RefSeq, a predicted model, not a curated record
AAAAGAAAGGAGGGUUCCAUUUCAAGCAUUGUGUGCGUAAUCCAUUACCCAAAUAUAUAACCUUCCCUUCCCUCGUUUGAUGGCCGUACGGCCAUUUCACUUCUUUGUUUCCUUCCGCCACCACCACAACCAUCGCCUCCUCUCUCCUUUUCCGGCCACCUCUUCUCUCUUCCCCUCUCUCCUCCGUCAGUUUUCCUCGAAAACUCCGUCGCUCUCUCUCACCCGACAGAAACACAAAUCACCUUCUUCGUUACCUCCGCCGUCACCGUCAUCUCCUUAUCUUCAUCGACCGUCGGCGACUUUAUCCGAAACCCUGGCGCAGAAAAUAGGGAAAUCUAUUCGGCGUCCCGGUGCGCCGUCCAAGGCCCGGGUUUAUACGGACAUCAAUGUGAUCCGACCCAAAGAGUAUUGGGAUUAUGAAUCCCUUACUGUUCAAUGGGGAGAGCAGGAUGAUUACGAGGUGGUAAGGAAAGUCGGGAGAGGAAAGUACAGCGAGGUGUUUGAGGGAAUUCACACUACUAAUAAUGACAAAUGCAUCAUCAAAAUCCUUAAGCCUGUCAAGAAGAAAAAGAUCAAACGUGAGAUUAAGAUACUGCAGAAUCUUUGUGGUGGACCUAAUAUUGUGAAGUUACUCGAUAUUGUCAGAGAUCAGCAAUCGAAGACCCCAAGCCUUAUAUUUGAAUAUGUGAAUAACACAGAUUUUAAAGUGCUGUAUCCUACUCUUUCCGACUUCGACGUUAGAUAUUACAUCUAUGAGUUGUUAAAGGCAUUAGAUUAUUGCCAUUCUCAAGGUAUUAUGCACCGUGAUGUGAAGCCCCAUAAUGUAAUGAUUGAUCAUGAGCAGCGUAAACUUCGGCUAAUAGAUUGGGGACUUGCAGAAUUUUAUCAUCCUGGAAAGGAAUAUAAUGUCCGUGUGGCUUCUAGAUAUUUCAAAGGUCCUGAACUACUUGUUGAUUUGCAAGACUACGACUACUCGUUGGACUUGUGGAGUCUUGGUUGUAUGUUUGCAGGAAUGAUAUUCCGGAAGGAGCCUUUCUUCUAUGGGCAUGACAAUCAUGAUCAACUUGUGAAGAUUGCGAAGAUUCUGGGGACAGAUGAAUUAAAUUCUUAUCUAAACAAGUAUAGAUUGGAAUUAGAUCCUCAUCUUGCAGCCCUUGUUGGACGACAUAGUAGGAAACCAUGGUCGAAGUUUAUUAGUGCUGAAAACCAACAUCUCGCAGUCCCUGAGGCGGUUGAUUUUGUUGACAAACUGCUCCGCUACGAUCAUCAGGAAAGACCAACUGCAAAAGAAGCAAUGGCUCAUCCAUAUUUUUAUCCUGUACGAAAUGCUGAAAGCAGUAGAACCCGCACUCACUAAAAGAUCUAGCAUCCAAUGGACCAAGUUCUCUGGUGACAGCCAAUUAUUGUGAACGCUUCUUCUGGUUGAGUUGCUGGUUAUACUAGGUAGUUCUCUGUAUACCAGCUUCUUGUUAACUGUAUUAUUUCUUUUAGCUGUGUGAGACCUGGAAGAAUGAGCAAAAUUCAAUUUGUUUUCUCCUUUCCUGGUUUACUUUCCCUCUUAAUUUAUUUUCCUUUCUCUUAUUUUUUGUGCCUCUGAAGUAUAACUAUAUGAAUUCGUUCAGAGUGUAAUAUGUGUUCUUGAAACAUUAAGAAAUAUUGAGCAGAUGGAUAGUAUCUCCAAAAA